Messenger RNA from Python bivittatus (Burmese python), 5888 nucleotides. The record is from RefSeq and is a predicted model, not a curated record. Lineage: Eukaryota; Metazoa; Chordata; Lepidosauria; Squamata; Pythonidae.
GCCAGAUAGCUGAUGUUCAGGGCACAGAAGAGCCUGACGUAUACCAUGGCUGUUUGGAGGGAAGCUGUUACCCAGCCACAGGAAACCUGCUCAUUGGGAGGGCCCAGAACCUGAGCGCUACAUCAACAUGUGGCCUAGAAGAGCCUCAGGAGUACUGCAUUGUCAGCCACCUGCAGGACUCUGAGAAAUGCUUCACUUGUGACUCACGCUCACCCUCUGUCCGUGAGAGCCACCGCAUUGAGAAUGUCAUCUACCUUAGUGGCCAGAAUGGUGAACAGACCUGGUGGCAGUCUGAGAAUGGUGUAGAGCAGGUCAGCAUCCGCUUGGACUUGGAAGCUGAAUUCCACUUUACUCACCUUAUAAUGAAAUUUAAGACUUUCCGUCCAGCAGCAAUGCUCCUCGAGCGUUCAUCAGAUUUUGGGCAAAGCUGGAAGGUUUAUCGCUACUUUGCCUUCAAUUGCUCCAAGCUCUUCCCAGCUAUCCCUACUCAGGUCCCAACACAUGUCAAUCAAGCAAUGUGUGACCAGAGAUACUCUGAGAUUGAGCCCUCCAGCCACGGUGAAGUGAUUUUCAAGGUUCUAGACCCAGCGGUGAAAGUAGAAGACCCCUACAGCCAGGAAAUCCAAGAUUUGUUACGAGUCACCAACUUGCGGGUGAACUUCACAAAGCUGCAUACUCUGGGAGACAAUUUAUUAGACUCACGAUAUCAAGUAUUACAGAAAUACUACUAUGCGGUAUAUGAGAUGGUGCUUCGAGGGAGCUGCUUCUGUUAUGGACAUGCCUCCGAGUGUGCCCCGUUGACAGGAUCAGCAAACCCGGUUGAGGGCAUGAUCCAGGGACGUUGUGUCUGCAAGCACCACACCAAGGGUCUCAACUGUGAGUUCUGCAAGGAUUUCUAUCAGGAUUUGCCUUGGAGUCCAGCUGAGGUCCACAAUCCACAUGCUUGCAAAGAGUGCAACUGCAAUGAACACUCCCACCGGUGCCACUUUGACAUAGCUGUGUACUUGGCCACGGGCAACUCCAGUGGUGGGGUCUGUGAUGAGUGCCAGCACAACACCAUGGGCCGCCACUGCCAGAUCUGCAAGCCAUUCUUCUACCGCAACCCACUGGCUGACAUCAGGGCCGAAACAGCAUGCAUUCCCUGUGACUGUGACCCAGUGGGCUCUUUGGAUGGAGGUGUGUGUGACAGUCAUACAGAUGCAACGCUGGGCAUGAUUGCAGGACAGUGUCGCUGCAAAGAGAAUGUCAAAGGCGUGCGUUGUGACAGCUGCAAAGAAGCCUUUUAUGGACUGAGCCUCAGUGAUCCUCUUGGCUGCCAAUCCUGCAGGUGUGACCCUCGUGGGAUCACCAUAGACAGCAGCCCCUGUGACCAGAUCAGCGGCAACUGCUAUUGCAAGCGUUUUGUAACUGGGCAAUACUGCAACCAGUGUUUGCCUGAAUAUUGGGGUUUGAGCUACGAUAUGACCGGCUGCCGAAGUUGUGCUUGUGAUUUUGGAGGUGCCUACGACAAUAGAUGCUCUGUGAAUGAUGGGCAGUGUCCCUGUCGGCCCCACCUUAUAGGUCGUCAGUGUGAUGAUGUGCAGCCUGGGUUUUUCUGUAUGCCCUUGGACUACUACAUGUAUGAAGCUGAGCAUGCCACAGGUCUUGCUCCAACCGAUGAAGAUCUCCCAGGUCCUUUGCGGCCAGAAUCGCCUGUGGAUUGUGUGGAAUAUUACAACGGAGUCCAGAAUGGGCGCAGAGUGAGGCUGAGGCGCCAGCACAGCACAGUAAGGCUCUUGCAGCAGCGAGGGGCGCUCUGGCGAGCCCGGCAGCUUCAACAAAAGCCUGAUGUGGAAGUUGUACGGCGUGAGCACACAGGCCAUAUGAUUACAUGGACAGGCCCAGGCUUUGCCCGUGUACGAGAUGGGGCUGGACUAUCCUUCCACAUUGAGAACAUUCCUUACCCAAUGGAAUAUGACAUCUUGUUCCGCUAUGAGCCUGAGUCCACAGAAGAUUGGGAAGCUGUUGUCAGUGUCAGCUCACAGGCCCUACCCAUGAGCCCACGUUGUGGCAAUGUACUGCCCUCCGAGCAGGUGUAUCAAGGGAGCUUGCCGCACACCUCCAGAUACCUGCUUCUACCAAGACCAUUCUGCUUUGAGCCCAGAAACCAUUACAAGAUCGUAGUCCGGUUCCAGCGAGCAGGGGUAAAACAGCGCCAUCCUGCAGCUUUCAUCCUUGUCGACUCGUUGGUUCUUUUGCCCCAUGUGACAGAACUACCUGGUUUUCAUGGUGACGAUCCAGCUUCUGUGCAGCGUCGGGAGGCGCUGGAACACUACACAUGCCUGGAAGUAUUUCGCAUGGCCACCAUGCCUGACCUCUCUGAGACAUGUGCCCACCUGCUGUGCAGCAUUUCUGCCCUGAUCCAUGAUGGGGCUCUGCCCUGCCAGUGUGACCUCCAGGGUUCCACCAGCAGUGUCUGCCACAAACUGGGAGGGCAGUGCCAGUGUAAACCCAAUGUCAUGGGUCGGCAGUGUGACCAGUGUAUUCCAGGCACUUAUGGAUUUGGACCUUACGGCUGCAGCUCCUGUGCUUGUUCCCCUGAGGGUUCAGUCUCUAAAAUCUGUGACCCAGUAGGUGGGCACUGCCGGUGCCAGCAGGGUAUUGUGGGACGCCAGUGUGAUCAGUGUCCAUCAGACCAGUGGGGCUUCCCCCACUGCCGGCCUUGUCACUGUAAUGGGCACACAGAGGAAUGUGAUCCACACACUGGAGCCUGCCGACAAUGCCGAGAUUAUACAGCGGGCCGCCACUGUGAAAGGUGCCUGGAUGGGUAUUAUGGAGACCCAGUCCUGGGAUCAGGGCAGCAGUGUCGGCCAUGUCCUUGUCCUGGAUAUCCAGGUUCUCGGCACUAUCAUGGCAUUUCGUGUCAGGCAGACAGGGAGACAAACCAGAUCGUUUGCUUGUGUGCUCCAGGCUAUACAGGGCCACGAUGUGAUUGCUGCUCCCCCGGCUAUUUUGGGACACCUGAGCAGGAGGGUGGUGCCUGCCGCCCUUGUCAGUGCAACAAUAACAUUGACCCCAGUGACCCUGAGGCCUGUGAUCCACAUAGUGGUCAGUGUCUACAUUGCCUUUACCACACUGGUGGACCCCACUGUGCUGAAUGUCAGCCUGGUUACUACGGCAAUGCCUUUCAGCGGAGCUGCCGACGUUGUACUUGUAAUGAACAGGGUACUUUGCCCACACACUGCUCUGAAGGCAUCUGCCACUGUGAUCAAACUACGGGCAAUUGUCCCUGCCGUGCCAACGUGGUGGAGAAGAACUGUGAUAGUUGUGCCCCGAACUUCUGGGGCUUUGGCAGUGACUUGGGCUGUCAGCCAUGUAACUGUGAUCCUACCCAUUCGUUACGCUCAGACUGCAACAUGUUUACAGGGCAGUGCCACUGUCAGCCAGCUUUUGGAGGUCGUGUUUGCUCUCACUGCCAAGAAAACCAUUGGGGUGACCCAGAAAAGCAGUGCAUAGCUUGUGAGUGUGACCCCACAGGCGCUGAGAGCCUGCAGUGCGACCGCCUCACUGGACGUUGUUCAUGCCGAGAUGGCUUUAUGGGGCGAAACUGUGACCAGUGCCAACGGGGCUUCCAGAAGAACUUUCCCCACUGUUCUCCCUGCCAUGCUUGUUUCGGCCAGUGGGACCUUGUGCUGAAUCAGCUCUAUGGACAACUGCAAAGGCUGCAGGAGAGGGUACGGGCCCUGAAGGAAGGUGGCCCCGUAUCUGCAGCCAGCAACAGCCGUCUGCGUAACCUGGAGAACAGCUUGGCUGGGGUAGAGCAGCUUCUGAGGGAUGGAAAAAGUCUGAGUGGUUCUCUCCUGCAGCAAGUCAACACUCUUCUAGCAAAUACAAGGACAGACAUGGACGAGCUAUGGGACCACCUGCAAGAUACAGAUUCGUGCCUAGGUAGCACUGAACAGAAAGUCACAGAGCAGAGGGGCCGCCUGAAUGCCUUGAAUGAAGGGCUAGAUGAACUUAACCACACAGUCAACUACCUUAGUCGCCAAGUCGGAAGGAUAGUAAAUGCCAGCUUCAGUGAGUCUUUCCGUAGCAUUGUGGAGUUCUUCCAGCAGUCAGAACAGGCCCAACAGCAAGCCAACGCCUCCGUUCGAGGGCGCCAAAGUCCGGUGGUCCAAGCCAGACGUACACAUCAGCUCACCGUCGAGCUGUUGAAACAAAGAGGAAGUGCUUUUCGCAGGAGGGCGGCUGCUCGCCAAAGGGCUCUGACUAACAUCCAACAAAAGGUCAAGGCCCUCCACCUGAACAGGAUCAACCAGAAAAUCUGUGGUGGUUCUGGAGAAGAAGUCUGUGAGCAAGCCCCUUGUGGAGGAGCUUCCUGUAAGGACAGUUUAGGUCAAAGGCACUGUGGAGGGCCUGGCUGUACUGGAGCUCUUCCUGUGUCCAUCAAGGCCCUACAUACUUCCCAGAACCUUUCUCACCAGCUGGAGACCACAGCAAAGCAGCUGGGCACCAUUAUUAGCAAGGUGCAAGAAGUCCAGGAGCUGGCACAGGAUGCCAGGAACCAUGCUCAGGACACUUUGGACCAUGCUCAAGGAGCUCGGAACCAGGUGGAAAAAUCAACAGCCAGGCUGAGGGAAUUCAUCCAGAGGAUAAAAGACUUCCUAGCAGAGGAAGGUGCCGACCCAGAGAGCAUUGAGCUGGUGGCUCAACAGGUCCUGAACAUUCCCCAGCCCAUCAGCCACAGUCAGGUCGACAGUCUGAUUAAGGAGAUCUGGGACAGAAUUGGCCAGCUUAACAGAGUGGAUUUUAUCCUGAACUGCACAGUGCAAAACCUAACCCUCGCCAGGGAUUUACUGAACAAAGCAGAACAGGCCAGGGAAAAAGCAGAAGGCGUACAGGGAACCGUGGCAGAAACAUCUGGAGCGCUAAAUAGUGCAAAGGACAAAGUGAAGGCAGCCGAGCAGGCCCUGAAAAAGACAAAGGAAGCCAUCCAGAAUGUGGAAGGCAAAGUCAGACAGGCUGCGGGCCAGCUUGAAACACUCCUCAACAAGGAAUCGCGACUGGAAAGGCGUCUGAGAGUGUUGGCGCAGGACGUGGCCACCUUACAAAAGAAAUCCCAGGAUAAUCAGCGCCAGGCUCAGCAGGCCACGGGAAAAGCUGAGCGCGCCACUAACAUAGCACUCCAGCUAAGAAAUGAGGUAGACGAGGUGAAGCAGAACUACCAGAAGUUGCAGGAUGAAUUGGAGAAACAGCCCAAGAAAGUCCUGCUCAAGCUGAAGAGUCUCAGGGAUGAAGCCCAGAAUCUGCUAGAUAAGGCCAACAGCAGCAAAAGAAAGCUGGAAGAAUUGGAGAAACGCUUCGAGGCCAAUGAGAAAGAAAUGACAAAUAAAACCACAAUCCUGCAGGAAUUGGAGGCAGAAGUGGUGAAAUUACUGCAGUAUAUCCAAGAGAAAGCCACUGCCUAUGCUGCUUGCUAGGCUCCAGGUCUCUGUGGACAGCCGCUCGGGUCGGAUUCCUGCCAGCUCUGGACACAAGUAUGGUACGGUGCUUUCUGCUCAUAUUAAUAACUGACUCUAGGAGACAAGACUGUGACAGUAGAUCCAGAGCUUUAAUGUAAUCCAGAUCAUUUCAUCCUCAACUGACUGUAGCACUUAAAUCUACCUGGGAUCAGACAUUAACAGGCUGAAUCUAAUGUGAAUAUUUCAUAGAACUAUACAUUGUGUCUAGGCCAUGUUUUGUCCCAGGACUCUGGAACUUUGGCCAGUUUCUGAAGGUAUCAGCUGGAGAGAUGGGAUAUUUUCACUGUAGUCAUAGAACGGGAACCAGUUUGGUGUAGUGGUUAAGAUACCAGGCUAGAAAUUGGGAAACCGUGAGUUCUAGUCCCGUCUUAGGCACGAACCAACAGG